Messenger RNA from Spea bombifrons (plains spadefoot toad), 621 nucleotides. It is a transcript of the gene CHCHD5, whose product is annotated as coiled-coil-helix-coiled-coil-helix domain containing 5. Lineage: Eukaryota; Metazoa; Chordata; Amphibia; Anura; Pelobatidae. The transcript has 4 exons. The record is from RefSeq and is a predicted model, not a curated record. The coding region runs from base 75 to 368 and encodes 97 amino acids.
GCACCGGCACUCCAUGCAGGAAGUGAAUUCUGUGACCAUGUGAAGUCGUGAAAGGUGAAGGGAUCAGUGUGAACAUGCAGGCUGCCAUGGAGAUCACCGCUAAGUAUUGCCGGAAUGAGAUGGAAGAGUAUGGCCAAUGUGUUUCUAGCAAGCCAGGAACGUGGCAGCAAGAUUGUCAUAUGCUGAAAGUCAAGGUGGCCAAGUGCACGUCGUCACACCCGGUUAUACAGAAAAUCCGUGCGCAGUGCGCUGAACCUUUUGUUGCUUUUGAGCAGUGUCUAAAGCAGAACCAAACCUCGGUGGAAAAUUGCUCGAAACAUGUAACGGAAUUCCUGCGGUGUGCGGAAAACGUCAAGCUCGCUGACUAGUGUCCCAACGUGGUGGUUCUUGUUCCUGAUGACACUUUCCAUAAAGUGAACUGACCGUAACGGCAGGAAAUUGUCGGACGUGUUGUCCUGACCGGUGGAUCCCAUCUGGAAAACGAACAUUAUUGAUGCCCCAGCUGAUUCUGCAUCUUCUCCAGGAAUGGGCCAUCUUUACAUUGUAAACGUCUCAUACCGUGUGACGUCACCUUUGUCGCUUUGUUGAUUUUAGGAAAAAUAAUAUGUUAUGGUUCAGCUA